AGCUUGUUGGCUGCUGGGAGGAAAAAGCAAUAAUCUAGUCAUCACCCAAAUAAAUAUGAAAUCAUGGCUGCAUUCCUAAGUCUAGUGAUCAUGGAGCCCGAAGAAUAUGGCCUGGAGAUAUCUAAGAGAAGACCUCUUCAAAGAGGUGACAUCUCAACAAAAAUCUGUAAGACAAGCAAGAGUUAGGCAGGCAAAGGGUGUGGAGCAGGGUGAGAAGUGCAAGUGAAAGCCCAGAGGUGGCAAGGAGCUCGGUGGGCUGGAGGGACAGGGGAAAUGCUAGUGUGACCUAAGAACAGAGAAGGCAAAGCCAAUGUGAGGGUAAGUAGGUUUGAAUAAGAAGUAAGAAGGGUUUGAGGUAUUUAACAAGGAGGUAGGGCUCUGGAGGUGGUGGCACAAGCCUGAGGACCUGAGUUCAGAUCCCUAGAACCCAUGUAAAAGUCAGGCAUGGGACAGCUGUGCACACCUGUAACCCUUGCACUAGGAGACAGAGAUAGGUGUAUCCUGUGGCUUUUCCCGCUAGCUGAAUUGAUGAACUCCAGGUUCAGUUGGAGAACCUCUCUCAAAAGCAAAAAGGUAGAGAGAGAGAGGAGAUACUUAACAUCAACCUCUGGACUCUAGUGUGCAUGCCUGAGUAUGCACAUCUGUGAACAGGUAUACACAUAUGCAUGUGCCACAUACAAAAUAAAAAAAAGAAAGAAAGAAAUGAAUUGUGUGUAGACAGAGCAGAAGGCUUCAAUUGUCCACUAAGAGGAUAGUGUGGAGUCCUGGCUGGCUGUUGGCAUGUGUCUGACGUGUUUGAUAUGGCAUAUGCCCAGGUCCAAGAAUAAAGAUCACACCCAGAGGAAAAAAAAUCUCUCCUGAAUUAUGUGUCUCAAUUAAGUUACCUGAAUCUUGAUUAUUGGAAAAUCAAAUGAAAGAAAGAAUAAAAAAAAAAUGAGAGUCAAAAUAUCCGUGUCUUAUAAGUUAGCUUUCUUAUUUUGACUUAUUUUCAUUGCUUCCUUGUCACUUCUAAUGCAUUUUCCUUUUAUUAUAGCUGAGUGCCACAAGAGUUAACUGACAAGCCAUCAACUAUGUUGCCUAUGGAGCACAAUUUCUUAACACUAAUUUGGAGGUAUCUCAAAAUACUCUAUUCACGUGGCUCAUGGAUGAGAUAUCAUUGUUGUCCAUGACCUCAACUUAUGUAAAUCACACUUGGCUUCAUCUUUCAUUACCAGGAAAAUGGAGCCUGAUGACACGUCUCCAGACUUGGCCGAAGUAGCUCCAACACGGACCUGUGCACAUGCCUGGAAUUGAGUGACAUGGUUAAAGGAUUUCAGAUUGCUUCGUGCCUCUUGGGAAGUUCCGAAAACCAUCCUUUCCAACUCUGGAAUUCUGUUCAACUGAGACUCGCUUGAAUGUUUACACUAUCUGCUUGCUGUUCUACUCGCCACUAAACAGUGUUCAGAUCCUGAUCAGGAACUGAGUGUGUUCCUCAAGCCACCAUGGCCAGAUUGAGCAUUGGGAUAGCAGUUUGCCGAAUGGUGCUGGGCUUGCUGAUGACUUCAUUAACUGAGUCUUCCAUACUGAAUAGUGAGUGUCCCCAGCUUUGCGUGUGUGAAAUUCGCCCUUGGUUUACCCCACAGUCCACAUACAGAGAAGCCACCACUGUUGAUUGUAAUGACCUCCGUCUAACAAGGAUCCCUGACAACCUUUCUAGUGACACACAAGUGCUUCUCCUACAGAGCAAUAACAUCGCCAAAACCGUAGAUGAGCUUCAGCAGCUCUUCAACCUGACUGAGCUUGAUUUCUCCCAGAACAACUUUACAAACAUCAAAGAGGUAGGACUGGCCAACUUGACCCAGCUCACGACCCUGCAUCUAGAGGAAAAUCAGAUCUCGGAGAUGACAGAUUACUGUCUGCAAGACCUCAGCAACCUUCAAGAACUCUACAUCAACCAUAACCAGAUCAGUACCAUCUCAGCUAAUGCUUUUUCUGGCUUAAAAAAUCUCUUAAGGCUGCACCUGAAUUCCAAUAAAUUGAAAGUGAUUGACAGCCGUUGGUUUGAUUCUACACCCAACCUGGAAAUUCUCAUGAUUGGGGAAAACCCUGUGAUUGGAAUCCUGGACAUGAACUUCAGACCUCUCUCCAACUUGAGAAGCCUAGUUUUGGCAGGAAUGUACCUCACUGAUGUUCCUGGAAAUGCCUUGGUAGGCUUAGACAGCCUCGAGAGCCUGUCUUUUUAUGACAACAAACUGAUCAAAGUCCCUCAACUUGCUCUGCAGAAAGUUCCAAAUUUGAAAUUCUUAGACCUCAAUAAAAAUCCCAUUCACAAAAUCCAAGAAGGGGACUUUAAAAAUAUGCUUCGGUUGAAAGAACUGGGAAUCAACAACAUGGGAGAGCUGGUUUCGGUGGACCGCUACGCCCUGGACAACUUGCCUGAACUGACAAAGCUUGAAGCCACCAACAACCCCAAACUGUCAUACAUCCAUCGUUUGGCUUUCCGAAGCGUCCCGGCUCUAGAAAGCCUGAUGUUGAACAACAACGCCCUGAAUGCCGUUUACCAAAAGACCGUAGAGUCUCUUCCCAAUCUACGCGAGAUCAGCAUCCACAGCAAUCCCUUGCGGUGUGACUGUGUCAUCCACUGGAUUAACUCCAACAAAACCAACAUCCGCUUCAUGGAGCCCCUCUCCAUGUUCUGUGCCAUGCCGCCUGAAUACAGAGGGCAGCAGGUGAAAGAGGUGUUAAUCCAGGACUCCAGUGAACAGUGCCUCCCAAUGAUAUCACACGACACAUUCCCAAAUCAUUUAAACAUGGACAUCGGCACCACAGUUUUCCUAGACUGUCGGGCCAUGGCUGAGCCGGAGCCAGAAAUUUACUGGGUCACUCCCAUUGGAAAUAAGAUAACCGUGGAAACCCUUUCAGAUAAAUACAAGCUGAGUAAUGAGGGCACCUUGGAAAUAGCAAAUAUACAGAUUGAAGACUCGGGAAGGUACACAUGUGUUGCCCAGAAUGUCCAAGGAGCUGAUACUCGAGUGGCAGCCAUCAAGGUUAAUGGAACCCUUCUAGAUGGUGCCCAGGUGCUGAAAAUAUAUGUCAAACAGACAGAGUCUCAUUCGAUUUUAGUGUCCUGGAAAGUUAAUUCCAACGUCAUGACAUCAAACUUAAAGUGGUCAUCUGCCACUAUGAAGAUUGACAACCCCCACAUCACAUACACAGCCAGGGUUCCAGUGGAUGUCCAUGAGUAUAACCUAACACAUCUUCAGCCUUCUACAGAUUACGAAGUGUGUCUCACGGUGUCCAACAUCCACCAGCAGACUCAAAAGUCGUGUGUCAAUGUCACAACCAAAAAUGCUGCCUUCACCCUGGACAUCUCCGACCACGAAACCAGCACAGCCCUUGCUGCGGUGAUGGGGUCGAUGUUUGCUGUCAUCAGUCUUGCGUCCAUUGCUGUGUACAUUGCCAAAAGGUUUAAGAGGAAAAAUUACCACCAUUCGCUAAAAAAGUAUAUGCAAAAAACCUCUUCCAUCCCACUGAACGAGCUGUACCCCCCACUCAUUAACCUCUGGGAAGGAGACAACGAGAAGGAUAAGGAUGGCUCAGCAGACACCAAGCCAACCCAGGUCGACACAUCCAGAAGCUAUUACAUGUGGUAACUCAGUGGGUAUUUUGCUUCUGGUAGUAAGGAGCACAACGACAUUUUUGCUUUAUUCUGCAAAAAUAACAAGGUGAAGAAGACUUUUGUACUUUUGACUUUGCUAGUUUGUGGCAGAGUGGAGAGGAUGGGUGGAUAUUUCAAAGUUUUUUAGUAUAGCGUAUCGCAAGGGUUUCACACGGCUGGUAGUGGCUCUCAGCUGCCAGUUUGUGUUUGGUUUUUAUCCUUAUCAUUAUUAUGAUUAUUAUAUUAUUAUAUUAUUAUUAUUUUAUUUUAGUUGAUGUGCUAAACUCAAUAAUGCUGUCUUAACUACAAUGCUCAAUAAAAUGAUUACUGACAGGUGGGGGUUCCUCUGUGCUUGACCCCUUCUUCUGAAGCCAUCACUACAAAGAACCGUGUCCUCUCAAAAGCUAACAUAUGGUUUGGAAGCAGCAUUAAAUCCUUCGUAGCAAUCUGGUCUACAGACUUUGAACUCAAGCUAAGACGAAACUUGCUACUUUGUUGAAUGAUGUUAGUUGGCUGUACUGUAAUGUUGUAUCAACUGAACUGAAUGUUUGCCUUUCAGCAACCUCUUUUUCUUUCCUUCCUCUUUCUUUUGUAAUAGUUGAAGAGGCUUAGAACAAGCUAACAGGCAAUAGAAAUAUGUAUAUCAGAUUUUCUAAUGUAAUGAACUACAUGUUAAUUGUUACUAUAUUCUUUUUAUCUUUAGUAGACACUUUUAAAAAAAGAAAAGAUAAUUUUGUUGUGUUUAACUCACCAACUUGGUGUAUAAUGAAGACAGAAGUACAAUAAAUUAGUUUGUUCUGAUUUUUUAGAACACUUGCAAUAACGUAUCAUUUAUAGUUCUUGCUAGUUGCAGAGGCACUAUCUUUCACACCAAUGCAGUGGACAACCAAAGUAUGUAUGUGCAUGCUGUCUUUUAUAGUCAGGCCCUAAAAUCUUUUGAGUUCUUUUUGUAAAGAAAGAAGUAUCCAUUUUAACUAAGACACCUGGGCCAUUGAGAUGGCUGGGUAAGUAGAUGCCUGCUACCAAGCCUGAACUGAAUUCCAUCCCCAGGCCCCACAUGGUGGAAGGGAAGAACUGACUCUAAGCUGUCCUUUCACCUCAAUACAUGCAACGUGGCAUGCACAGACACACACGUGUACCCACACUCAUAUGUACGUAAAAUAAACAAAUGCAUUGGAAGGAACAAAUUAAUGGAUACAUUUUAAUGAGAAGGAUUUACAUAUUUUCAAUACCACUGAAUAAAACCUGAUGGAGGAGGUGUUCAUAUAAAGAAAAAAAUGCAUACUCUACUAUAACCCAAGCAUAGUUACACAUUGGAUGCAUCAUUCUCUUUCUUUCAUUUAUUUUACAGUAUGCACAUUCCUCAUCAAGGUCCAAAAAACAGAGCUAAAGAAUGUUUCAAAACUUACUAUAGUAUCCCUUUUAACAGCUAUCUAUGUGCUUAUAGGGUGUAUACUGUCAUGGAGAUGUCUGCUGAAAUAGACAACUGACAGAAGGCAGAGUGAUUUCUCAAGGCUGGCAUUUGUCAUCCAAAUAAUUACACAUAGUCUAUCUCAAUUAACUAUUUCAAUAUUACACAGGGACUAUGUCUGUGAAGUUCAGGACGGGAGGAGGUAGUUUGACAGAGUUCUGUAAACAUUAGAGGGAGCAGACUGAGAAGUACAGGUAGACGGCAAAAGGCCCAUCUGAAAAUCCUCAUUGAAAAGGGAGAGAGAGAGAGAGAGAGAGAGAGAGAGAGAGAGAGAGAGAGAGAGAGAGAGAAAAGCUGUUCCAGAUGGCAGCAGCCACUGUGGGAUGAUGGGAUUGUAUAAAGGGACUACGAGGAAACAGGUGCCAACUGAGAAGAAAGCAGGAUAAGGGAACAGACAGAAAGUCCAGAUAAGGCAGUUAGGGUGAGAACUUUCAUUGUCAAAUGCUUUGCUUUGUGAAUGACCCUUCAGGAGACCAACCUUUCCAUCUCCAGUCCAAAGGGGAGUGGAGAGAGAAUUCCAGAUUCUGCAAGCAAACUGCAACUGAAAUGUAGCCAGUACCAGAAUGAGAAGCAUCGCUCAGAGACUUCAUUUGCUGAUGAGAAAAGCACAGGGCACGGCAAGGGUGUGUGAUUCUCAGGCAGUCUCCUCUGCCCUCCAUCAAUUCUCUAGGCCCAGUGGUCUUCUUAUGGCUCUUGUCUUGUGUGCCCCUGCUUCAAACAUGCAGGGUAUCCUCAAAUUCCCAUCAACCUGGAUUAAGGUUUAGAAGAAAUGCAAGCCAGAGGAAUAGCAAAGUAUCUUGCAUUGUUUUACUGCCAAGUAUACAUGGGGCAGAAUAAAAGGUGCUCCCUCUGCAGCCAUGGGCAUUCUUGUCUUCAAACAUCUGCUAAGAAGCAGAUCACCUACCUAUAAAUUUGGAAGCCACAAGGCAGGUCAGCACCAAAGCAGAAGGCCUAGGGCUGCCUGUUAUUACAAGAAGGCAUCAUUUACCCAUAAAGCCAUGCUUUGAGCUGGCACAGAACACGGGCUCAAAAAGACGGCUCAGCCAGUCCUUCAUUCUGAACACAGAACAGGCACAAGGGAACCCAAAUGUUCAUUUGAAGAAUAUCAUUUCCCAGAUCAGUUUAGGGUAAUUAUUUCUUGUACUGAAAAAAUUACUGAAACUUAUUUUACCCCAUCCAUGUUACUGGGUUGGAUUUUUCUUGAUAGAAAGCAAGAUGGCAGGGUUCUCUUUUCUUAGUCAAAUACUUACUCAUCUCUACCUCGUUUGUUAAGUUAGGCAGCCAGUGAAAUUAGACAUUAAGCUAGAUCCUCAUGGAAAGGGAAGGUCCUCCUGGCUUUACCCAUGAAGUGGCUGCUGCUGUAGGUCCUACUCUAGUCUCACGUUUUCCCUUUUGCUUCCUGUUGUC
Peromyscus leucopus (white-footed mouse) is the source of this 6515-nucleotide messenger RNA. RefSeq names its product leucine rich repeat neuronal 1 (gene Lrrn1). The record is from RefSeq and is a predicted model, not a curated record. The transcript has 2 exons. NCBI's taxonomy places the organism in Eukaryota, Metazoa, Chordata, Mammalia, Rodentia, Cricetidae. Gene Ontology annotation, molecular function: protein binding. The coding region runs from base 1482 to 3632 and encodes 716 amino acids.